This is a messenger RNA of Terrapene triunguis (Three-toed box turtle), 934 nucleotides long. RefSeq names its product glutamic-oxaloacetic transaminase 2 (gene GOT2). Gene Ontology annotation, cellular component: mitochondrion. Gene Ontology annotation, molecular function: pyridoxal phosphate binding; L-aspartate:2-oxoglutarate transaminase activity. The transcript has 7 exons. Gene Ontology annotation, biological process: biosynthetic process; L-aspartate catabolic process. Lineage: Eukaryota; Metazoa; Chordata; Testudines; Emydidae. Bases 23 to 934 code for a protein of 303 amino acids. The record is from RefSeq and is a predicted model, not a curated record.
CUCCUGGUGGUCUCAUGUGGAGAUGGGACCCCCUGAUCCUAUUUUGGGGGUGACUGAAGCCUUUAAACGAGACACCAAUGCCAAGAAGAUGAACCUGGGUGUUGGGGCAUAUCGGGACGAUAACGGGAAGCCAUUUGUCCUGAACAGCGUCCGCAAGGCGGAGGCCCAGAUAGCUGCUAAGAAGAUGGACAAGGAGUACUUACCCAUUGCAGGGCUGGCGGAGUUCAAUAAGGCAUCAGCUGAGCUGGCACUGGGUGACACCAAUGAGGUUAUCAAGAGUGGCCGGUACGUCACCGUGCAGACGAUUUCUGGGACUGGGUCUCUAAGAGUUGGAGCCAGUUUCUUGCAACGAUUCUUCAAGUACAGCCGUGACGUGUACCUGCCCAAACCAUCCUGGGGCAACCACACCCCCAUUUUCAGGGAUGCUGGCAUGCAGCUGCAUGCCUAUCGCUACUAUGAUCCCAAGACCUGCGGCUUUGACUUCGCUGGAGCCUUGGAUGACAUUUCUAAAAUUCCCGAGCAGAGUGUCAUUCUCUUCCACGCCUGCGCUCACAACCCCACUGGUGUGGACCCCCGACCAGAGCAAUGGAAGGAGCUGGCUGCUGUGGUGAAGAAAAGGAAUCUCUUUGCAUUCUUUGACAUGGCGUACCAGGGCUUUGCCAGCGGGGACAUAAACCGGGACUCCUGGGCUGUGCGUCAUUUUAUUGAGCAAGGCAUUAAUGUUGUUCUGUCUCAGUCCUAUGCCAAGAACAUGGGCCUUUACGGGGAGCGCGUGGGUGCCUUCUCAGUGAUCUGCAAGGAUGUGGAUGAGGCCAAGAGGGUGGAAUCCCAGCUGAAGAUCCUGAUCCGCCCCAUGUAUUCAAACCCACCCGUCAAUGGAGCUCGUAUUGCCUCUGCCAUCCUGACGAGUCCUGACCUGCGGAAGGAAUGGUAA